AUGAGGGAAGGAAGGGACCGCGUGGUGACUCUGGGGGCCGACCGGACCAGAAGGUUCCUGGCUUGUCAUGGCAACGACUCCCAGAUGGAGAUCUUCUGUGUUCUGAACGAGAAUGAGAUCAGCAAGAAGAUGGAGAGGAAACUGAAACGAGCCAAGAAGAAAAUUAAUUUCAGACAGAAGAAAGGGGAGGAGCCUGAAGAGCCAGCGGUGGAGAGGACGCUCCAAGAUGAAAUCCAGAAGCUUACAAACCUCAAGGCCUCCUCAAAAAUCAAAUCAUGUGACCUGCUGGCAUCUGGGAAGGCGGAGCUAAAAGUAGUGGUCUUGCUGCAGAACAACAGUGUGGAGUGUUUCACGUUACCGGCGGACCCUUCCCAGCCUGGCCCCAUUGAAUGCAGCCGGAGCGGGCGGCUCACCCUGUGGGGUCAUCGCAGCGAUGUGCGCACUCUGGCGUUCAGUUCCGAUAAUAUCGCUGUGCUGUCGGCGUCUGCCGAGUCGGUCAGAGUCUGGAACAGAUCAACACUGCAGUGCAUCCGAUCGAUGACGUGUGAAUACGCCCUGUCCUCUCUCUUUGUCCCGGGGGACAGACACGUCAUUGUGGGGACCAAGUCUGGGAAGUUGCAGCUGUUUGAUUUGUCCUCAGGGAGUGAACUGGACUCGAUACCCGCCCACGAUGGGGCGUUGUGGUCCAUCUGCCUGUCACCUGACCAGAGAGGAUUUGUGACAGGAGGUGCUGAUAAGACGGUGAAGUUCUGGGAGUUUGAAUUGGUCAAUGACGACUCUGAGGCCCAAAGCAGCCUGUCGGUGAAGCAGGCUCGCGUGUUACAGAUGGAUGAGGAUGUGCUGUGUGUGCGCUAUAGUCCGGAUAGUCGUCUCCUCGCCGUGUCUCUGCUGGAUUGCACAGUGAAAAUCUUCUUCGUGGACACAUUGAAGUUCUUCCUCACUCUUUAUGGACACAAACUGCCCGUCCUUUGUAUGGACAUCUCCUAUGACAGCGCUAUUAUCGUCACCGGCUCUGCUGAUCGGAAUAUAAAGAUCUGGGGGCUGGACUUUGGGGACUGUCACCGCUCGCUCUUCGGCCACGACGACAGCGUCAUGUUUCUGCAGUUUGUCGCGAAGACGCAUUUGUUCUUCAGCGGCGGGAAAGGACCGGAAGGUGAAACAAUGGGACGCAGAUCGCUUCCAGCAGAUUCAGACUCUGGAGGGCCACCAUGGAGAAGUUUGGUGUUUGGCCGUCAGUCCCAAUGGAGACUACGUUGUCUCAUCGUCACAUGACAAGUCGCUGAGGCUGUGGGAACGGACGAGGGAAACCGCUCAUCCUGGAGGAGGAGCAGGAGAUGCAACGUGAAGCCGCGUUCGAGGAGAGUGUAGGCAAAGGAGACCAGCCGGGCUGUGGUGGCGGGAGAGAAGGAAGGGGAGACGGGGCUGGCGGGAAAAGAAGACAUCGAGACUGUGAAAGCCACUGAACGCAUCAUGGAGGCCGUGGAGCUGCACCGAGAGGAGACCUCCAAAGUGAUGGAGCACGAGGCACUGUGCAGAGCAGCGGGCAAAGAGCUCCCCCGGAAGGUUCACCCCAUCCUGCGGGCGUACGGGAACAUCUCGUCCUCCGAGUAUUUCCUGGAUGUCCUGAAGAAAGUGAAGAUCG
Molecule: messenger RNA, 1642 nt
Organism: Staurois parvus
Lineage: Eukaryota; Metazoa; Chordata; Amphibia; Anura; Ranidae
Source: the annotation of a GenBank genome assembly